AUGGCGAAGGAGGAGGAGAAGGUGAAGCCUCAGGACAAAGGCAAGGGCAAGGGCAAAGCGGAUGACAAGCAGGCAAAUGGGGUCAAUGGAGCGAAAGAUGCAAGCAAGGACGGCAAGAAGGAGGGUGAGCUCGACGUGCCAGCAGAGGAGUUGAGUGAGGAGGAUCAGAAGCUCAAGGAUGAGCUGGACAUGUUGGUGGAGAGACUAUUGGAGGAUGACAAGUCACUCUACAAGGCCGCGUUGGAAGCCAUCAACACGAACAUCAAGACCAGCACAUCAUCCAUGACCGCCAUCCCUAAGCCACUCAAAUUCCUACGACCGCAUUACGAGAGGCUGCGGGAGACGUACGAUGCCUGGCCCGCGGGAGAUGACAAGAACAGCCUGGCUGACACAUUAUCCGUGCUGGGCAUGACAUACUCGGACAGCGAGGACAGGCGAGACACACUCAAGUAUCGCCUCCUUGCGCCCAGCUCGGACAUCGGCUCGUGGGGUCACGAGUACAUGCGGCAUUUGGCUCUCGAGAUCGGACAGGAGUACCAAGCCCGAUUAGAUGAUGAAAAGGACACGGAAGACAUCGCGGAGAUGACGCGGACACUCGUGCCUUUCUUCCUCAAGCACAACGCCGAGGCAGAUGCCGUGGACAUCCUGUCAGAGAUGGAGAUGAUCGAGGAGAUCAAGAAGUAUGUGGACGAGGACACCUAUCGACGAGUCUGCCUUUACAUGGUCUCCAUGGUGCCACUCCUCACAUACCCGGACAACGACCGCUUCGUGCGGACAGCACACGAUAUCUAUGUCAAACACAAGCAGCUCGCUCAAGCCAUCUCACUCGCUAUACGACUAAACGACAUGGAUCUCAUCAAAGCCGACUUCGCUGCGACCGACGACAAGGCUCUCAAGCGCCAGCUCGGUCUGAUCAUCGGUCGUCAACGCCUAGCUAUCGAUCUCGAGGGUGAGGAUGCAGAAGAUGUCGAGCUGCAGGAAUGCAUGAACAACACCAAGCUCCCCGAAUACUUCAAGACCCUCGCCAAAGAGCUGAACGUCCUUGACCCGAAAGUUCCAAAAGACAUCUACAAAUCCCACCUCGAAUCCUCACGAACGGCUGGCCUCACAAACACCGAUUCAGCACGUCACAACCUCGCCUCUGCCUUUGUCAAUGGAUUCGUCAACGCGGGUUUCGGCGAUGACAAGCUCAUGCUGGUCGAGGGCGGUGUGAAGAACAGCUGGAUUUGGAAGGUGAAAGAGGAGGGCAUGAUUUCCACCGCUGCCUCAGCAGGUCUCUUGAUGCUGUGGGAUGUGGAGAUGAACUUGGACAAGAUUGAUGCGUACACAUACGUGCCCGAGGAACAGGUCAAGGCUGGCGCGGCGCUGGCGAUGGGUAUCAUGAACAGUGGUGUAAGACUGGAGAGUGAUCCUACAAUGGCUUUGUUGGGUGACUUCGAGGACAAGUCCGUGGCUGUCAAAGUUGCAUCGAUCAUGGGUCUGGGUCUGGCGUAUGCUGGCUCGAACAAGGAGGACUUGCUUGACGUGCUUCUCCCUCUCGUCGCAGACUCCUCCCUCGACAUGCAAAUCUCAGCCAUGGCCGCCCUCUCACUCGGCUUGGUCUUCGUCGGCUCAGCACAAUCCGACGUGUCCGAAGCCAUCAUCCAAACUCUUCUGGACGAAGACCGCACGAACCAGCUCAAGGACAAAUGGACGCGUUUCAUGACCCUCGGCCUCGCACUCCUCUACUUCGGCCAACAAGAAGAAGUCGAUGUCGUCCUCGAGACACUGAAGGCGAUCGACCACCCCAUGUCCAAGCCCGCCUCAGUCCUAGCCGACAUCUGCGCCUGGACCGGCACGGGCGCUGUCCUGAAAUUGCAACAAAUGCUCCACAUCUGCAAUGAGCACAUCGAAGACCAAGAUGACGACGACAAGCCCAGCUCCGACAAAGACGCCAAGAAAGAAGACAAUGACCCUCCCCGCGACAUCGAAGGCGAACAACUCGUCCAAUCCUAUGCCGUCAUCGGCCUCUCCCUCGUCGCCCUCGGCGAAGACGUCGGCCAAGAAAUGGUCCUCCGCCAAUUCGCCCACCUAAUGCACUACAGCGAGCCCAACAUCCGCAAAGCCGUCCCGCUGGCCAUGGGCCUCUUAUCGCCCUCAAACCCCCAGAUGAAAAUCUACGACACUCUAUCCCGCUACUCCCACGACAACGACAUCGACGUGGCCAUCAACUCCAUCUUCGCCAUGGGCUUGGUGGGAGCCGGAACGAACAAUGCUCGUCUGGCGCAGUUGUUAAGGCAACUAGCAUCGUACUACCACCGCGACCCCAACGCCCUCUUCAUGGUGCGCAUAGCGCAAGGCCUGCUCCACGCAGGAAAAGGCACCUUAACUCUCUCCCCGCUCCACACAGACCGCACAGUCCUCUCCCGCGUCGCCUGCUCGGGCCUCCUCACCGUCGCUCUCAGCUUAAUCUCCAAUCCCAAAACCUUCAUCCUAGAAAAGGACCACUAUCUCCUCUACUACCUCGUUACGGCCCUCCACCCCAGGUUUCUGAUCACAGUGGAUGAGGAGAUGAAGCCUGUUCAAGUUAAUGUGAGGGUCGGCCAGGCGGUCGAUGUUGUUGGGCAGGCGGGGAGGCCGAAGACGAUUACGGGGUGGCAGACGCAGAGUACGCCUGUGCUUUUGGGGGCAGGGGAGCGGGCGGAGUUGGAGGAUGAGGAGUGGGUGUUUUUGGGGAGUGUGAUGGAGGGGGUUUGUGUGUUGAGGAAGGUGAGUUUGCCUUGA
Molecule: messenger RNA, 2763 nt
Organism: Recurvomyces mirabilis
Lineage: Eukaryota; Fungi; Ascomycota; Dothideomycetes; Mycosphaerellales; Teratosphaeriaceae
Gene: RPN1
Product: proteasome regulatory particle base subunit
Exons: 1
Coding region: 1-2763 (920 amino acids)
Biological process (GO): proteasome-mediated ubiquitin-dependent protein catabolic process; regulation of protein catabolic process
Cellular component (GO): proteasome storage granule; proteasome regulatory particle, base subcomplex; nucleus
Molecular function (GO): enzyme regulator activity
Source: RefSeq, a predicted model, not a curated record